Messenger RNA from Porites evermanni, 8930 nucleotides. NCBI's taxonomy places the organism in Eukaryota, Metazoa, Cnidaria, Anthozoa, Scleractinia, Poritidae. The record is from the annotation of a GenBank genome assembly.
AUGCUUCAUAGUGAGCAGUUACUUUUGAUUGUUGUGCCACAGGAUCCUGAACAUCCAAGAAAUCUCAUUCCUGAGCUGUGUCGGCAGUUUUACCAUCUAGAUUGGGUCACAGGGACAGGAGGAGGGAUAAGCAUUAAAUAUGGGUUAGUAAGUUUUAUGGUUUUAUGGUAAAGCCUGGUUUUCAUAUGUCGGGAAAAUCCCAGAUGAUCAGGGAUUUUACUGUUUCUCGACUGUCCCAGAUUUUGCUGACUAAUGAAAACUCGAAAUUGUAGAUAUCCCCGAUCAUCAGGAAUGGAUGGGGACAAAUCUGGAUAAUCAGGAGCGUUUCUAUUUUCCCGACUUGUCCUAGAUUUCUGCUAUGGUCGGCGAUCUUUCCCAACAAAUGAAAACUCAAAUUUGUACCGUCGAGGACAUCGGCAAUGGAUUUCGCUCAUUACCAAUCCCCUAAAUUGCUGGGUUCAAGUCCCCUAUCACACAUAAACAUGGCGUCUCUGCGACAGACUUGUGGCAAUUAUCCUUUAUAUCGGCAAAAUCUGGGACAGUCAGCAAAAAGCAAAAUCCCUGAUCGUCUGGGAUUUUCCCGACAUAUGAAAACCAGGCUUAAUGCACUUUAUGUACUGUUGCAUUAAGUAUGGGUAUUAUUAUAGGUCGGUUCUGCAAGCUAGCAAGGUGAAGGGAAUCCUUGUUUCCAAUUACCUACCUGAGCAGGCAAGACAGGCCUAUCUUUCCCAAUCAAGGACUUGGUUAUGUUUUUGGUCACACGUCAGGACCAAUCUGAUACCAGAUUGGUCCUGGAGUUUUGAGGGGUGAAUGCAAAAUAAUAAUUAAGAUAAAAUAAAAAAAUAAAUGGGUCCUUCUGUAAGUACUCAAGUCCAGGUUAUGUAAAACAAGUUGCAUUUGCUUUUGGUUCUUUUGUGCCCCCAAAAGAGUUUAGGCUAUACAAAAACCCUUUUGCAAUCUAUUUUAACUUUUUUUUUUGGUCAUUUACCCUCUUCCUUUCUCUUUGCUUUGCAAAUUAAUAUAUAUCCAUGUAAAAGUUCCUUUACUGUUUAAAAUGGUGAUUUUGAUGUUUCUCGCAAUUUGGUAACCAGUUCCUAAUGGCUGAUUUUGGCCAUACCUGAAACUGGAUUGAGUGAUACAGCACCUUUAAUCCUUUACAUCCCAAGGGUGGCCAACAUCAAGUUGCUGCUAACAAAAUCAAUACAUAAUCAAGAGAACCGGUCAUGAGAAUUAAUAGCAUGAUCACCAAAGGGAAUGUGCUUUAGGGUUCUCUCAACUAAUUCUGGAGAAUGUGUAAUACAGGGGUUUCAAUAAGCACCGACGGCCGACAAAACAUGUCGGCUUCUUUGCUCAUAGAGGUCUGCUACUUUUUUUAAGGAAAGAAAAAGCAACUAGUAUGAGUAAUGGUUUAAACAAAAAAUAUAUCAUAAAAUCUGAAUGAAAACGUAAUUAUGAUUUGUUUUCCGAAAGGCCCACUGGUUUUACACUAUGCUUUAGUCAUGUGAACGCUAUAUUGCAGUCAUUUUUUUCAAAAGUUUCUUAGAGGUUUACGCAGAAUUUGUUUAGGUGCAAAAGUAUGUAAUUUAGUUUUCAUCAUUUGUUCAUUGCUCGUACGAAUUGAUUGUGUGACUGGUAAAUUGAAAGCUACAUUUUCUUGAAUGAAAAACACGUUCUUUUGUUCUCAAAUUUAGUCCCCAGAACACUGAAAAUCACAUUUUUUUUUUGAAAUUCAAAAUUUUCUGGGGCGGAAUGCACUUUGACCCCCCCCCCCCCCCCCCCCCCACCCCAGAACACAGAACCCCCGUCGCUUUCAGAUGUUUUUUUUCCCCCCAAAUUCCUCUUUUUUUUUUUUUUUUUUUAUAACCCCCAAAAAAAAAAAAAAUAUUAACAAGUAAAAAAAAAAAGAAAAAAAAAGACAAAGAAACAACACCAACACCACACAACCACCCAACGCCCCUCUUCUGUGAAAAAAAAAAAAAAAUUUUGUUUUUGUUUUUUGUUUAUUUCAUGUUGCAAUUUGAUGUGGGGGUGGUAAAAUUAAAAGUUAAUUUUUUUGAAUGAAAAAAACCUGUUUUUUUUUUAAAAUUUAGUCCCCCGAACACUGAAAAUCCUAUUUUUUUUUUUAAAUUUAAAAUUUUUUGGGGGGGAAUGGCCUUUGCCCCCCCCCCCCCCCUCCCUAGAAAAGGGGACCAAUGACCCCUUGUUGAUACAGUUGGUUACUCUACCCAAAUUGCUGGCUUCUUUAAUUUUUAUUGAAACCCCAGGUAACACUAUGUGGAUUAUGUCACAGGUCAAAAAAUACAAUAAAAUUACAUUCAGGUUGGAAUUUUUUAACCUAGGUUGAUUCUAAAUUUCCUUUGUCUCCUAGCCCUAAUUCAUGAAUAAUUAGGGCUAGGAGACAAAGGAAAUUGAGAAUCAACCGUGGUUGAAAAACAUACCUGAAUAUAAUUUUGACCUGUAGCAGAUAUUGGGGCUUAAUUUUUUGGGUCAGCAUAAGUUGACCCAGCUGUUCAAGUUUUAAUCCAUGUCCAUCCUUGGCUUGCUAUCCUUUGCAACAGAUGGCAGAGAAACGUUUUGGUGCCUAAAUAUUAUGGUCUUCAAAAACAAAACUGGACCAUUAUUGUUGGAAUUCAAUUAAUUUAGGACAUGACUUGUUUACGCUUUCAGAAACAUAGCAAUAAUUUGUGUGACAUUAAAACCCCUUUAAAUAGAUUUAGUAGUUAAUAAUGGGUUAUUCAGUCAAGUAUUCUGUGCUCUUUCCUCACAGAAGUGAGAUAUUCGUUGCGCCUUCUGGUGUUCAAAAGGAGAGAAUUAAGGUAAAGCAAUAGAUAUUACUGUGAUGGGAAUGGAUAAUUCAGAUCAUGAGGGUAGUACAAUGUUCAUAAAAAUGCAAACAAAGAGAUUUUGUUAUGUUACUGUACUUUUACUGUUAUGUUCAAACAGGGGGUUGUGGGUAAUCUCCUACAGUAUGCAGCUGGAUUCUUUGUACCUUAGGUAAAGACUUGACCAACAGCAGAAACAGUGCAUGAAAAGUCUCUGGUGCUCAGGAUAGUUGGGGAGGACAGGGUGGCAGAAGCUCAAGCCCCAGUUGUUUGAAAGGUGGAUAACACUAUCCAGUGGCUUAAUUUCUAAGUGGAUAAUGCAACUGGUAAUCAUAUCAUAAUACUUACAAAGUAUAUGCUGAAAAUUGAUUUGUCAGAUGGAUAAUGCUAUCCAACAUUUAAACAACUGAGGCCAUCAGAAUACAUAGGGGACAGGAAGGGUACGGGAAGUGGGAGAGGGAAGAGCGGGAGGUGGGAUUUCUGAAAGGGCUGGGACUGGGCAAAAUAGGAGGGGGGGAAUAAUGUGACAAUACUAAAUACAUGUAAUUUGCAAUCAAAAAGGGCUAUGCCUGAAAAGAGGAAGCAAGGAAAAAAAUGGCGUGGGAGCUGGAAAUGCUACUUAUGUGGCGCAGGCGGCAUGAAGUUGCGCCCUGUCUUCUUACAGAGUAGAUUGUUGUUUUGGCCCACAAAGCCUCUCUCCUAACAAACAACACAAAGAGUGGCUGCCUAGACUAGUUGAGUUGUGAAUGUGUCAAUGGACAUUAUCACAUUACUUGCAGCCACCUGGUGAAAGUCCUGUUGCUAGUGGCCACUUGGCAGGAUACAGAGUAAUUUCAGUACUAGAUUCUCUCACUGAGGUGUUUACUUUGGGAACUUCCUCUGUAUGCCAUAUGUACUACAGACUACAGAAUGAUGCCAGUGUCUCUUUAAAGUUUACGGAUUAAUAUGGUGUGUGAAAAGAUUGCUCAGAAAAAAAAAAUUUUCUUUCAGCCCGAAGACAUGUUUGUGUGUGAUAUGGAAGAAAAUGAGCUUUGCUCACCUCCUCCAGCGUAAGCAAGAAUUCUCUUUUUUUUCUUUAAAGCGGCUUUGUUACAGCUGUCUAGUUCAUUUUGCUAGUAUUGCCAAUUACACAUUCUUAUUAAGAAUGGAACUUAAAACGUUACAGGGGCGUAGCUACCUGUACCCACAGUAAGCACGUGCGUACUUGAAAAACCCGAAGGUACAAAAAUCACAGAAUAAAAAUAAAAAAAAUCGAUACUAAUAUAGAAAAACAAUUAUGUAAAACAUCCUUUAUGAAGAAAACACAGAUUGCCUCCAUUCAUUUACUCUCAAUCGUAAACAACAUGCAGAUAGUAAGCUUGCAUGGUAUAAAGCGUGAAAUCGUUGUUUUCACUUCAGCCUGUCAAAAUUCUGCAAACAUCAAAUACAGGCGUUCAUAUACAACAUGGUAAACAAAAGUAAAUAAAAGUAACUAGAAGUCUGAGAUACCAGCUUGUAAUUAAGCUUAAACAAUGAAGAGUGAUUGAGGUUCUUCAGUCAAUGAUCCAAAAAAAGAGGCGCAAGAAUAUUACAGUUUGCGUCAUUUCAUCAUUUCAUAUACAGUAAAAAGCGCUUGAAGCUUAGAACGAAACCUCACCUUUAAUCAAGGAACCAGAAACGGAUGUGGGACUUUAAGGGGUUGGGAGGAGGGAGGGAAGGGAUUGGGACAGGUGUGCGUACCUCUGGAAAAAUCCUGGCUACGCGGCCCCUGAUGUUAGUGAUGAAAUUACUGGCAAAUUAAUUACAAAAUUGCAGCUUCCUGUCAAACUGAUCAUACAUGUCCCCCAAGCAUUAAAUCAAAUACCACAGACAACAAAAAUAAACUUCAAAACACUGUUAUGCUAACACGUUUUUAUAAACGACUUUUUAAAAUCUAUUUUAAUUCUUGUUCAAGUUCGUCCAUCCAUGCCUUCUUUUGUAUUUGCUAUUUUAUUUAUACCUAAUUCUUUCAAUGAUGUUUUGAUCUGUUAUUUUUGUUUCACUCAAUUUGAUGGCAGCUUCCAGGUUUGAAUUUUGCUGAAUUUCAUGAUACAUUACAUUUCAUGAUUUCUGGUAUAUUAUAUUGUUGACGUGACACUUUUUUCACUUAUAGAAAAAAGCUCAAGAAAAGUCAGUGUACACCAUUGUUCAUGAAUGCGUACACAAUGAGAGGUAAUCACACAACAAAUUACUUUUAUUGUAAUAAUGUAUUUUGUAUUUCAUGGUAGAGUUGCAAAUAUUUACUACUUUUUCUUGAAAAGGGCAGAUGUUUAACUUAGUCAUUAUUUUGAACGGACAUCAAAUUAUGUAGAGCCCCCUCUAAGAUAGCUAAAUUUGAAAGGGACGACAGAUUUCCACGAAUAUCCCUGACAACUCAUGUUUUCUGCUAAAGGUGCAGGGGCCGUUAUUCACACGCAUUCAAAACACUGUGUCAUGGUGACUCUUCUGUAUCCCGGGAAGGAAUUCCGAAUCACUCACCAAGAGAUGAUCAAGGGAAUGAAGAAAGGCACCACAGGAAUCAAGUACAGGUUGGUUGUCCUGUGUAUCCAAAAGUUGCUCGUUUUAACCCUGUCUUCAUAACGUACUGUAUAUACUCAUGUUUUCUAUCCAUAAGAAACUCAAUUUAGAGAUGAUGUGGGCUCGAAUUAUUCUUUAAUGUCUAAAUUGUCUUCACCAAAAGUUAUAUUUGUCCUGCUAGCAGAGCUUUCUUCUCUGUGCGAAGUUGUUCGAGUCUCUGGUAUGAGAUAGAACUAGGAAAAGGAAAAAUCACUUUUAAUAGUGUAGUAAUGCCAUUCACUUCUCAUAAAUCACCAUCCACUGGAUAAGUGUUUAUAAACGGCUCCAUCAUCUGCAUCUGUUGUUUUAUUAAAGCAAGUUACUGUUUUUUGUCAGGUAUGAUGAAGAACUUGUGAUUCCCAUCAUUGAGAACACACCAGAAGAGCGAGACUUAAAGGUGAGAUAAGGCGCUGGAUAUUGAUUGUCUAUUUUGCCCUUUCAUUUCCGCGAAAUUAGAUGCCGGCUAAAAAAGCGUUAAUAAGUUAUACUUUUUUAGCAUAUGGUGGUUCAGCUGCCAAGGGGAACCUUCAAGGCGAAAAUCGUUCUUUAGUGUUCUCCAUAAGUACUGUCGGCAUCGUUUCAAGUAAUUGAAAUCCAAGUUAAGGUUCGUUUUAAUUUUCUUCAAGGAAAGCAUGGCAAAAGCCAUGGAAGAAUACCCAGAUUCCUGUGCGGUCCUUGUUCGUCGCCAUGGAGUUUACGUUUGGGGGGAGACGUGGCAGAAAGCUAAAACAAUGUGAGUACAAUAGCAUCAAUAUCUCUUUGAUUUGUAUAUAUUUAUCUUGAUCCUUAGGAAUAGAAUAAUCGCUGAAAGACAUGCUGAUCGUUUAGGUUGUUUGAGAGUUUAUCGCCGUUUGACAUUCAACGCCCAACGUUGCGUUGGUGUCUCGAAACGUGGCAACAAACAACGCAGAAACGAUAACCUUUUUUUAAUAGUCUGACAAUGGAAACAAUUUAAAUGAAAAUACGUCAAGUCGACGUCUUACAGUAAGGUUCAUGCCUUUGAUAAGACAUUAAUGCAAGUAAAUUAAAAAAUAUUACAAAUUGGUGCAGUAAACUGGAACUUUUUAUUUCUGACUCGCUGUCAUUUGAGCUAUGGAUGGAGUAGUUGUUGAUUAAGGGUUUAAUCAUUGGUGUUUUCAGGUGUGAGUGUUUAGAUUAUCUGUGUGAUAUCGCAACACGGAUGAAGCUAUAUGGUUUAGAUCCCACAGCGAAACCGAAAGAACAUUUCGGCAAUGGAAUCUGAUCGAAUCCCACUAAGCUCCGCCAUAUUUUUUGGAACUGAAAACAAUUCUGAGUCUCGGUUUGGGAACUGGGAAACAUGUAACCAUGGUGGCGAAGGGCUUAUACAGAGACUUGGUACCUAUUGGCUUAUGGGAAUGCUUGUUGCGUGGGCACAAGGGCUUUUGGGAAGGAAGCGAAUCGGCCCGCUUCACAUGGAUUUUCUCUGGGUGAUUUCAUCCGCUCGGGUUGGAUCGGAAGCCGUCGACAGCCGUGUUGAGGACCUCGCGUCCUCCUUGCCAGCGCUGUUCACAAUUUAUGUUCUAGAAUCAGCCAGAAAUGCGCGUGUUCGUUUAAGAGAAACUCAAAAUCAUUGUUUGCUACUAGUUUCACGAUGCUGGUCAUUAUGGCGAUAUUUUCGAGCUUCUACGCAGGAAAAACAGUUUUUAACUUACCUGUAUGUAUUCUUUUUCCAACACUAUGAGUACCGUAGGAAGGCACCUUUUUCCUGGCUUUUAAGGUGGCUCCGUAAUUAAUACUAGAGCAUUUUGCUGUGACAAAUUUUCCGUCAUGACUUUUUCGUUUUUAACGCGAUGGCUGCGAAACUUUGCAAACAGAAACAGAUAUCAUUCGGCAAUAAUACGAAAUGUUCCGAUUUCAUUGAUGGUAAAUAUUUCUUGAGAAAUUAGCGCUUAAAAGGACCCUACUGUUCAAAGAAAAUCGCGUCUAGUAAAAAANUAAUGUAUUUUGUAUUUCAUGGUAGAGUUGCAAAUAUUUAUUACUUUUUCUUGAAAAGGGCAGAUGUUUAACUUAGUCAUUAUUUUGAACGGACAUCAAAUUAUGUAGAGCCCCCUCUUAGAUAGCUAAAUUUGAAAGGGACGACAGAUUUCCACGAAUAUCCCUGACAACUCAUGUUUUCUGCUAAAGGUGCAGGGGCCGUUAUUCACACGCAUUCAAAACACUGUGUCAUGGUGACUCUUCUGUAUCCCGGGAAGGAAUUCCGAAUCACUCACCAAGAGAUGAUCAAGGGAAUGAAGAAAGGCACCACAGGAAUCAAUUACAGGUUGGUUGUCCUGUGUAUCCAAAAGUUGCUCGUUUUAACCCUGUCUUCAUAACGUACUGUAUAUACUCAUGUUUUCUAUCCAUAAGAAACUCAAUUUAGAGAAGAUGUGGGCUCGAAUUCUUCUUUAAUGUCUAAAUUGUCUUCACCAAAAGUUAUAUUUGUCCUGCUAGCAGAGCUUUUCGAGUCUCUGGUAUGAGAUAGAACUAGGAAAAGGAAAAAUCACUUUUAAUAGUGUAGUAAUGCUAUUCACUUCUCAUAAAUCACCAUCCACUGGAUAAGUGUUUAUAAACGGCACCAUCAUCUGCAGCUGUUGUUUUAUUAAAGCAAGUUACUGUUUUUUAUCAGGUGUGAUGAAGAACUUGUGAUUCCCAUCAUUGAGAACACACCAGAAGAGCGAGACUUAAGGGUGAGAUAAAACGCUGGAUUUCGAUUGUCUUUUUUGUCCCUUUCAUUUUCGCGAAAUUAGAUGCCGGCUAAAAAAGCGUUAAUAAGGUAUACUUUUUUAGCAUAUGGUGGUUCAGUUGCCGAGGGGAACCUUCAAGGCGAUAAUGGUUCUUUAGUGUUCUCCAUAAGUACUGUCGGCAUCGUUUAGGGUAAUUGAAAUCUAAGUUAAGGUUCGUUUUAAUUUUCUUCAAGGAAAGCAUGGCAAAAGCCAUGGAAGAAUACCCAGAUUCCUGUGCGGUCCUUGUUCGUCGCCAUGGAGUUUACGUUUGGGGGGACACGUGGCAGAAAGCUAAAACAAUGUGAGUACAAUAGCAUCAAUAUCUCUUUGAUUUGUAUGUAUUUAUCUUGAUCCUUAGGAAUAGAAUAAUCGCUGAAAGACAUGCUGAUCGUUUCGGUUGUUUGAGAGUUUAUCGCCGUUUGACAUUCAACGCACAACGUUGCGUUGGUGUCUCGAAACAUGGCUACAAACAACGCAGAAACGAUAACCUUUUUUUAAUAGUCUAACAAUGGAAGCAAUUUAAAUGAAAAUACGUCAAGUCGACGUCUUACAGUAAGGUUCAUGCCUUUGAUAAGACAUUAAUGCAAGUAAAUUAAAAAAUAUUACAAAUUGGUGCAGUAAAGUGGAACUUUUUAUUUCUGACUCGCUGUCAUUUGAGCUAUGGAUGGAGUAGUUGUUGAUUAAGGGUUUAAUCAUUGGUGUUUUCAGGUGUGAGUGUUUAGAUUAUCUGUGUGAUAUCGCAACGCGGAUGAAGCUAUAUGGCUUAGAUCCCGCAGCGAAACCGAAAGAACAUUUCGGCAAUGGAAUCUGA